CUGCACCAUGUUCUCCCGCGACGGUGACGGAACCGAAGCUCGCCCCGAGCGACGGUGCAGCGGCGGCUUGACCGGUUGCGCGCUUCUCGCUUCCGAAGCGGCCGCCAACGUCGCCCGGCUGUGCCGGUCCAGUCCGCGGCUGCUGUCCAUGCUGGUCCAGGAGAAAUGCGGCGAAGACGCCAACAGUAGCCGGUUCGCGCACGACUUCAAGACGCUGGCCGACGUGCUGGUGCAGCGCAUCGUUGCCAAACGCAUCAGCCGACAGUUUCCUAAACUUGAUGGAAACGUGUAUGGUGAAGAAAACGAUACAAUACAGAAUAAUAAAGGUCAAGACGUGACCAUACUAGUCGGAGAGACGGUAGAAGAAACAUUGCAGUGUUUGUCCAAAGCUCUAGGCGAUGAUUUAGACUCGGCAAAGAGCUUAGCUGAAGCUGCUCACAAAGAGUUUGAAUUGAAUGAUCUCAACGUUGACUGUUAUCCACCCGAAGAGGAAAAUUUAGAUAUGGACAAAAUCGGAAUAUGGAUCGAUCCUAUUGAUUCAACAAACGAAUAUAUAAACGGAAAUGUCGAUAAUAUAAAUGAAUACGGAUUUCACUCGAGCGGACUACAUUGCGUUACAAUUAAUAUUGGUUUAUUCGACAAGCACAGCGGAAAACCUAUCGCCGGCGUAAUUAAUCAACCAUUUUUCAAAUUUGACACUAUCAAAGGAUGGAGUGGAAGAUGUUACUGGGCAUAUUCCGACGGACAGAAAAGUUUAAACUCAUUGCCAGAAUUCAUUAGCUGCAAUCAGGAAUUGGUGGUGACUAGCAGCAGCGAGACAGACGAAGCCAAGGAGGCGUUGCAGCGGUCCGGUUACAUCGUGGCCACGGCGUCCGGGGCCGGUUAUAAGAUGCUGUGCGUGGCGAUAGGUGUCGUCAAGUGCUACGCGCUGACCAAAGACUCGACGUACGCGUGGGACACGUGCGCCGCGCACGCGAUGUUGGCGUCCCAGGGUGGCACGGCGUGUCACUGUCGCACGUCCGCCGAGCCUCUCACGUAUCGGCCCAAGACCACCGGCGGCGGACGGGCUCACUGCAACGCGGACGGUGUUAUCGCUUCGCGCGACCUGCAAACCGUCGACCGAGUACACGCGAUCCUGUCACCGCUGCAUACGCACUGCAACAGCUGAUUCAGUUGUACUAAUAAUUAUUAUGCAAUCGACGCGCCCCUACCCAAUUAAGACUAUACACACGAUUUUUAUUUUUUUAGUUUUAGUUUUUAAUAUUUUGUCCACGUGCGAAAUACCUGCGUGAUAUUGAUCACAUCGUUAAUCCGAGUAGCAAUUUUCAGAUUUAUGACGGAAACGGAUCACGAUAAAAUAAACACUGCGGUUGAUAUUUCAAAUUAAAAUACAAUUUUUUUUUCUAUUUCAAACACACGUAAAGCAUACUCUUUUAGAUAAUCCUCGCAAAACGUUAGAAUUAAAUUUCAUUUUUAUGUAAUUAUUUUUUGACGUACGAAUAGAAUUCCAUUUCUUAAUCUAAGAGAAGGUUUUUGGAGAACUAUGAUUAAAAUGUGUUCACUGCUCGGCAUUAAAAAUAUGCACCGUAAUUUAUUGGUAUCGCGUGACACGUCUUCUUCGUAACACCGAAUGAACAUCAUACAGUAUUUUAUAGUAAGUACGAUUAUAUAAUAGCAUAGAGGUACUAUAUAGACAUAAACAGCCGUAUUAUUAUUGUUGUUACUAUUAUUAUUAUUGCAUAUAUUUUCUCAGUAUUAUAUGCAUACCUAGUUUUAAAUAUUAAAAAAAAAAUCGUUUUUGAUGAUUAAUUAUAUACAAUACAGGGUAAUCAAACUAUUUUGAAAACAAUAUAAUCAAUUCCCAUCACUCGACAUUGUUAACGUUUUUACAUCAAAAUUGUAUA
Molecule: messenger RNA, 1904 nt
Organism: Rhopalosiphum maidis (corn leaf aphid)
Lineage: Eukaryota; Metazoa; Arthropoda; Insecta; Hemiptera; Aphididae
Gene: Ipp
Product: inositol polyphosphate 1-phosphatase
Exons: 5
Coding region: 8-1168 (386 amino acids)
Molecular function (GO): inositol-1,4-bisphosphate 1-phosphatase activity
Source: RefSeq, a predicted model, not a curated record